Condylostylus longicornis is the source of this 4553-nucleotide messenger RNA. RefSeq lists its product as uncharacterized. Gene Ontology annotation, biological process: DNA repair. The transcript has a single exon. The coding region runs from base 68 to 4372 and encodes 1434 amino acids. Gene Ontology annotation, molecular function: DNA polymerase binding. Lineage: Eukaryota; Metazoa; Arthropoda; Insecta; Diptera; Dolichopodidae. The record is from RefSeq and is a predicted model, not a curated record.
GUGAAUUUAAAAAAAAAAGCAGUGAAUAUUUGAACUAAUAUUGUAAAUAAAAUUAUUUUUGAUUUGGAUGGAUUCAUUUAAAAAGCUAAUAUCAGAUGUGAUCAGAAAUGGAGAAAAACAAAAUUAUGAAGAAUUAAAAAAAAUAAUUUUGAAAACGCCACAAGGGAAAAUAUUAGAAACAAUUAAAUAUAGUGUCAGGGAAGGUGGAGUAAACUUCUGGAAUUAUUUAUUAAAAGGAUUCGCUCUAUGUUCUAAUAAUGAAAGCUGCAAUCAAAGAAGGUUUGAGUGCGUGGAAAUGUUUUUGCGUGAACUCAGUAUCACCGAAUUGUCCUAUAAACAAACGUAUGAUUUAAUAACAAGAUUAUGCGGUGAACUCUUGUUUUUCCGAAAUUCUCAAUUGCUUACUAUUAUUGAGAUUUGUAAUGAUUCAAUUAGAUUUGGUGAUUCAAAAUUGGUUUGGUGGAAGGAUAUAUUCCCAGAAGCCUUAGCUUUGAUUUGCAAUCAAGAAAAAUUAGAAGUAGAUGGUGUAAGUAUGAGCGGAAUUGAAUAUAAAAAUAAUAUGGUUAAAUUUCUUUUCUCCAUGAAAUGGAAUUUGUCAACUUUAACAGCUCUCGCUAAUAUGUUCGUAGAGUUAAAACUUGACGAAAAUGAGAUCGUCAAUGCUUUGUCGAAGUUCUGUAAAUAUCUUCAAAAAGUAAGUCCGGCUGAGCUUCCACCGUUAGCAUUUCAACUAUUUUGUAUGUGUCAAACUGCUUCACAUUUAAUAAUACCAAUACUUGCUCUGCAAAAAUAUUUUCAUCACUAUUAUUAUAAGAAGCUGUUUACGGAUUUAGAAAGUGAAGCUAGUGGAUUAGACAGUAUUGAUUUGUAUGCAGAAAAAGAUCUUCGAGAAGCUGAAGAAACUAUUCUACACCAUUUAAAUUUUUGCACAAGGUUUCGUAUUAGUGAAGAGGAGGUAUGUGUUAUACUAAGAAAUCUUACUUCUUGCCCAGAAAUAAUUUUGAGACCUUUUUUCCUAAGUGCAGUAAUUUCAAUGAGCAAAAGUAAUCGGGAUCCAGAUUGCUGGAUAUUAUCUUCACCUCUUUUAAUAUUUUUAAAAAAUGUAAUAAGAAAAAAUGAAGAGCAAAUAGAGCUUUCUAAAAGUUCUACGUGGUGUGACGAUACUUUCCAUGUACAAGCAAAAAAUAUGCAGCAAAUCUUUUCAGUUCUUAUAGAUCAAAAUAAGGAUGGAAAAGAUGUUAUAACACCCGGGCUAGUAAAUUUGGCUUUUAUUUUAUUAAGAGCGAAAAAUCAUAAAAAACUGAGUGUAUUAAGCACUUCAUUUUUAGCGCAGUUUAUUAAAAAACGUUUUAUUUUUGGUCAUGGUAUUGUUAAAAAUUUAGCGAACUGGAUGUUAGCAGAACAAGAUUGUGAACGUUAUUCUGAGUGCCUUACAAUAUUAGCCCAUUCCGACACCUAUACAGUUUCAGAGUCAUUUCAAAUAAUUAAAAAUGUUUUGGAUUUUUUCUUAUGGAUUCCGGGAAAAAAUGCAAUGAGAAUGAUGUCCUUUAUAUUGCCACUAAUGAAAAUAUCUCAGCCUAUUCGUGAUGCAUUUAUUGAUACAAUGAAAAAAGCAAUUAAUUCAAAAGAUCAUGAAACUUGCCUAUUAGGGGUAUAUGGCUUUUGCAGUUUAUUGAAACAGCUCAAUAAUAAUAAUUCUCAACGUGCAGGUGGAAAUGGAUCCUUUUUAUUUACGCAACAAUGCAUCUCUGGAUAUUCUUUAAUGACACAAAGUUGUUUAAGCAGUCGUUCUAAUUCUCAAAGACAUUUUGAUAUUCUAGUUUUAGAAAUCGUUGGAUGUUUACGAAAGUGUUUUAGUGCAUCCGUAGAAAUAAAGGAAACUCUAUAUGAAAAUUUUGGUAGAGCAGUAUUAUUAAAUCCAAAGUUGGCGCCACAUUUUCUUGAAUUUAUUGACAAUCAUUUCCGCGGCUACUUUAAAGUAGACGAAAGCGAAACUGUAAUUCGUUGGGAGAAAAUUGUUUAUCAAGAACAAGAAUGUGAAACUAUUAAAAUAUGUGAUAAUAUCGGUUGUUUAACAAUAUUAGUUUCUUCAAUUGUAUUAAUUUGUGAAAAAAAUGAUAUAGUUCACAACAGUGUUGUAAUGAAAAGUAUAAUAAAAACUGUAGCUGAAAGAAUAAUUUCAAAAGAUUUUAAACUAAUAGAGAAUAUUAAUAAUUCAGAUACUUUCGCAUUGUAUUUAGCUAUUCAGCAAAUUAAUUUUCUUGAAGCGUUGAUGUACUACUUGUUGUGGACUUCAAAAAUUACGAAUAACAACGUAACUCAAAUUCAGAAAUUAUUUGGAGAGCAUCAAAGAAUAAAAAAUUUAGUUGAACAAAGUAGUCUAAAAGGAAAAAAGAUAAAGGAUCAGAAUGAGAAAAAUGAAACCAAUUUAAUAAAUAACAAACAUAUAAAAAAAUCAACCAAAAGCUCUAUUAAAUUGAAAAAUAUUUGGGAUCUUUUGACCCUGGAACGAUUUUUGAAAUUGCUUCAUGAUGACAUGGUUCCUUUUGCAGACUCAGUUUCAACAACUUUUUUGAAAAGCAAUACAGCUUUUGUACAAUAUAUUUUAAAAGUAACAGCAUCUUAUUUAGAGGAGCUGCGUUCUCAACCAGACUACAAACAAAUUAAACUUAGUAUAAGAAUAUUUAAACAAGUGUGCGUUGUAACAAGAGUAAUUUACGAGCGCUGCAUUAAAAAUUUGCAAAAUUUAUGGCGAAAUUUUGAUGUGGAAUCAGCUUACCUAGCAGUAGAAUGUUUAAAGGAAAGUCUUUUAACUACAAAAAAACUCUACUCCACAAAAUUUGAGCAGUUUCUUAAAGAAGUUGAUCUAUUAUUUUUUUCCGAUGAAAAGAAUAAAAUUUAUAACAUAAUCCAAAAUAUUUUAGAAGAAACAACAAAUGAAAAAGAAGAUAUAGGGGAAGAAUUUAGUCAAAAAAUUUCCAGUUCGCUAUUACAGUGUUUAGAAGUUUUACAUUCUUUUAUCAGUGCCGGUACAUCUUUAGCAUUGGAAAGCUUUGAUUGGUUAUACGGGUUUUGUAAGAAAUAUGAAAUUAAUCAGGAAUCAUCAUUGAUAUACAAAUUACUUUUUACGAUGCGUUUGAAAAGUCAUUCUGGUGCGUUUUUUGAUUUAAUUGCUUCACAUUUAGGAAAAGUCAUGGGAGUGAUUUCAGAGACCGAGCUAACAACACCUCAAUCAGAAUUUAAAGCUCUUAACGGAACGUCAUUCACGUCUUGCUAUAUUUAUUUAUUACAGUCUUUGCAGCAACAAUUAGAAUUUAUAGAUUUUUUUAUUUUCAAAAUUAAAUCAUCAUUUUGUAAUCUUAAAUUUGUUUCGGAGGAUGAUCAAGAAAUAUGUGGUAUAAAUUUGAAAACAAUGGAACGUUCUGUAUGUACUCAAUUUAUCCACAUUACUAAUUGUUUGGUGCAAAUGACAAACAUUGACACACCCUUAGGAGAAUGUAUGAACAAUUUAGUUCGCGUUCUUAUUCAAUUUUAUGUCUCCUUGAAUAACUUAACGAAGCACUUAAUGUUGCAACAUUCUCGACUUGCAGUAUCAUUUCAAAAUAUUAAAUAUGAUCAAGUUGUUCGCCUAGCCGGAAAACCGUUAGCUUCACGAAUUUAUGCGUUAAUUAUAAACAUUGAUGAAAAAAUUUUAUACAGUUUGGAUGAGAAAAAAAACAAAAAAAAUCCAACAGCAGAUGGUGCUAAAGUGUUAAGAGAAACAAAACAUUUACCUAAAUUGAUCUUACGAAUGGAAACUUUCAAUAAGUACGUAAUGUUUUUGAGUAAGAAAACUGGAAAUGAUAUAACUCAUUUUUUACAUAUUGGAACAGUUAGAGAUUUUAGAAUUCAAACUAAAAAUUUAAAAGAUGCGAUUCAUGAAAGUUUGGAUCAUAGUAGUCAAAUUGAGGACUUGCUUGAUGAUCAGAAUGAUAAUAAUACGGAAAUAAUAGAUAGCGAAAGAGACAGUAAUAAUGAUGAAAAAUCAAGUGGAAGUGAUGAUGAAUUAUCUGCAGCUAAAACCGUGGCUUCAAAAAAAAGUGUUGGUAAACCAAAUAAAUCGAAAAAAGUUGAUUCAGAAAAGAGAAAAAUUGUUUCCACAAGGUCUUCAACUCAAAGGAAAAGCCAGGCAGGAAAAGAUAUUUCAAUAAUGGAAGAAACUCCGGUUAUGGGAUUUUUAAAUGAAGAAGAAAGUGAUGAAAAUGCUGGUUUACAAUUUUUACAAAAUGUAGCUAAAAUUACGGAGAAAGGACGCAAACGUAAAAGUUUAAACUCAAAUUUAAAUGAAAAACAAGAAAACAAAAAAAGAAAGACCGCUUUAAAAAAGAAUUAAAAAAUUAAGAAAUUUGAAUACUGAGGAAGCUUAUCCAAGCGUUAAUACAAUUUCGUUUUAAUAAUUUUGUAAUAUUUAUCGCUAAACUUAGACGUGCAUUUGUGUUUGUUUGUUUACAUAAAAACUAAGUAUGUAGGUAUAAUAAGUUCCUUUUAUAUGGCAUAAAAAAUGUACCUAUGUA